Molecule: messenger RNA, 2752 nt
Organism: Ficedula albicollis (Collared flycatcher)
Lineage: Eukaryota; Metazoa; Chordata; Aves; Passeriformes; Muscicapidae
Gene: POLD3
Product: polymerase (DNA) delta 3, accessory subunit
Exons: 12
Coding region: 19-1395 (458 amino acids)
Biological process (GO): DNA strand elongation involved in DNA replication; DNA synthesis involved in UV-damage excision repair; DNA replication
Cellular component (GO): delta DNA polymerase complex; nucleus
Molecular function (GO): DNA-directed DNA polymerase activity
Source: RefSeq, a predicted model, not a curated record
GCCAGAGGUGGGAGAUUUAUGGAACUGAGAGGUCAAGGUUUCCUUAUUCAGGUGGUCUGUUGGGUUUUUUCCCUUUUCCAGGUGACGUACAAAUGGCUGAGCUACACCCUGGGCGUCCACGUCAACCAGGCUAAACAAAUGCUCUACGAUUAUGUGGAGAGGAAACGGAAGGAGAACUCAGGAGCUCAGCUUCAUGUCACCUACCUAGUGGCAGGAAACCUCCUCCAGAAUGGGCACGUUUGCCACAAGGUUGCAGUAGUGAGGGAGGAUAAACUCGAAGCAGUGAAGUCGAAGCUGGCCACCCUUGCCAGCGUGCACGUGUACAGCAUUCAGAAGGCCCUGCUCAAGGACAGCUCCCCCCUCUACAACACCGACUACGACAUCGUCAAAUCAAACCUGCAGCACUGCAGCAAGCAAAUGCAAAUCUGCUGUGCCCCCGCCGGGCCCCGGCCGCCGCCCGAGGCUCCCCGAGCGCCGCCGCAGAGCACCCAGGGCCCCCGGGAGCCCGGGGCCACCGGCACGGCCAAUGGCCACGGGCCCGCGGCCGCCAGAGCGCCCCCGCAGCAGCACCGCGGCAUCGCGGGCAUGUUCGCCGCCAGAGCCGCGGCCAAGGGCCAGGACACGCCCAGGGAGAGCAAGGCAGAGGCCAGGGAGGCCCCGGGAGUGUCUGCAGCAAGCAGCAAGCCACCAACAAAGAACAGCAUCAUGAACAACUUCUUUGGAAAAGCUGCUCUGAAUAAACUCAAAGCCAACUCUGUGCCUGAGCAGCCAAAGGAGGAGAAAGAAGUAGUGAAGCCCUCAGUUGCUGUAGCAGAACCAGAGUCAUCUCCUAACAGCGUAGCAGAGAAACCUGGGAAGAAAGCAGAGUCUGCUGGAAUUCAGCAAGAGGACAAGAAGAGUAAAACGAAGAGAGCAGAUAGGUCAGAUGACGAGGAAGAAAGAGAUCCCGAAAACGUCAAGAAAAAGAGGAAGCGAAUCAAACAGCUUCAGUCUGACAGCAGUGAUGAUGAAGAUGUCCCACCAUCUCCCACACCCGAGGAAGAGAGAGCUCCAUCUCCAGCACCUGCACCUGCUCCAAAAGCUGAGCUGGAGCCUGCAUCCGCGGAGGUGUCAGCUGCAGGGAGGAAGAGGAAGAGGAAGCGUGUGCUGAAAUCCAAGAUGUUUAUUGAUGAAGAGGAAGGCUGCAUGGUGACUGAGAAGGUUUACGAGAGCGAAUCCUGCACGGACAGCGAGGAUGAGUUCUGCAAGCCCAAGGCACCAGCUCCACACAAACAGCCCCUGCUGCCCACCAAGAGAGAGCCAAAGGAAGAAAGGAAGAACCUGAAGAAAGGGGCAGCUCCUGCCAACAGAGCCAACAAACAGGUCUCCAUCAUGGGCUUUUUCCAGAAGAAGUGAACUGGGUCUAUCUCCCAGCCCUCUUGGCAGCUUGGGAGUGUUGCUCCCUUUUUUUGUGUGGCUCUCAGCAAGCUGCUUGUGGAGGCCAACAUGCACCCCCUGGUCACGCAAGGUGUCCUGCUUACUGUGUAAGGAAGCACUCUGGACUGGAUUUUGUAUCAGAGAAAGGUUUUUAUUUGUUACUGCAAUAAUUUCAGUCAUCUUAACUAAGCCGUGUGGGAGCUGCCAGCUAGAAGCAACAUCUAGAGGAACUCCUGAAAGGCUGUUAAGUCUGGUCACAUGAAAUUGUAUUUUUUUAAUCACCCCUUGGUGCUAAGUUAGGAGCUGUGGUGUUUUCCUCCCCUCGUUGUACACCCUCAGCUCUCCAGAUUGAUCCAGAUGUUCACGUUGGGUAGAAGCCUACGUAACAUAGCAGGUCUUCAGGCACAGACACAAAUAUUGAACAUCUGCUUCAGCUUUAACUGAAUGAAAUGUGCUUCAUUUUCCCCCUAAGACUGGUAAAUAGUUUUUGCUCUGCCUUUCAUAAUCUUUUUUUGGACAAAGCAGUGCAUAUAAAAUUCUCUUACUCUUUUCUUCCUUUAACGUAUCCUCUGUAACUUGCUCAGAUGGCUAAUUAUAGACUGGGACACUGUUGGUGUUCUGUCUUUACAAAAACAUCCUUGAGGCUUCCCACCCAAUUGGCUCUGGAGUAAUUGGGGGAAGGCUUUGCUGUUAUUGGGAAGGAGCUGGAGGUUUAGCCUUGGAGGCCAGUGAGUCAGAGGGAAGGGUGAUUAGAGGGCACUGCUGAUAGCACCAGGCAGGUACCAGGGAAUGUAGGGUUUGGGUUGCCUGAAGGGUUUUUUACAGGCAUGAACCAGACAAGAGAGGAGUUUAUCCCUGGACAUCUCAUCAUCUGCCUGCUGAAGGAAGAUGUCAUGGCGCAUGGUCCUGAGGAUCCUGUUAUGGGAGAGGAAUAAAGCACAGCAAUCCUGUUAACCAGAAAGGAGCUCUUGGUCCUGGCUGGUCCUAAGGUUGAUAGGCAGGUAUUCCAGAAAAAGGUUUUCCAGAGGAGCUGAUCUCUGAAGCUUGGGCUGGUGGGUGCUCCCAGACAGGGGCUGGUGUUGUCUGUGUUUACUUGAGAGGAGCUGCUGCACCCCAGCAGCAUCACUGGGUUUGUGCCUGGGCAGAGAAUGAACAACCCUGUCCUGGUUUAAUGAAGGAAGUUUAACUGUUGAGAGAAAAACCCACCCUGCUCUAGUGCUUCUGUUGUUCUUGGUGCAGUUGAGGGGAAAUUUAAAGGUAACAAUAAGUAACAAAUCCAAUUGAACACAGACUUUUUUUUUUUUAAUUUGUCCUUAUUCAUUAAACCGUGUGUCAA